AUGCCCGGAACUCUUCGGUUUCUGGAUUUCCCCGCCGAGGUGCGCUUGGCAAUAUACCGCUAUCUCAUCCCUAACAUCUCCAUCCGCAACUUCAACCUGAUCCGGGGGCGGUCGAAACAUAUUGUUCUUCGACGGGAUGGUGGUCGCUGCUGUCCAGCGCUCCUGCGUACCAGUCGUCUGAUCUACAAUGAAGUCGUGCAGGAAUGGUACGGCUCAACGCAGUACGAAGUGGUGCUUGACACCAAAUACAUUCUCUUCUGCGGGCAGCUCGUUCCCCCAUAUGCACCGGUUCCAUCGACUCUCCGCUACGUUCACUCCAUGAAACUAUGCAUUUCCAUGCAGGGCACCCCGCAAUACAUACACAGUCAAUCGACCGUGGAGCACCUCCUAGGUUUUCAGGACCGUAUAGCCAUGCUAGCACGUCUGCUGUCUGACCGGCCCAGUUGUCGCCUGCAACAUCUAUGCAUGGAGAUUGGGGUCAAUAUUCCUCUCUUGUUGAGUCUCUGCAAAACGCCCACAGGGAUGUUGGAGCUGCUGAGCUGGAACUUGGGCCCCCUACGAUCCCAUAGCUAUGGAAUUCAAAGCCAGGAAUUUCAACAGUCUUAUGCGGAGCUUCGCUCGAUCAUGUUCGCACAGACGACGCUUAACGCCUCCGCCAUGAGGAUACUAUCCCUAGUCACCAUCCAAUUAUCAUUAUACGUUGCUUGUGGGCUAUCAUCAGCACCUAAAGAAGAUGAAGCCCCGAUCCCCCCAAGCAAGGAUCCCUUCUACACGCCACCUACCGGAUACCAACACGCGAAGCCUGGUACAAUCCUGUCCCAUCGCGAAGUGCCAUAUCCGGUCGCAAAACUGGGUGGAGACGAUAAGCCGUCCCACGCGUAUCAGAUCCUCUACCGGACGACCGACAGCUUCGGCAAAGCCACGGCCACACUGACCACAGUCCUGGUGCCUGAGAAUGCCAACGGCACGAAGAUACUCUCAUACCAGUUUGCCAUGGACUCGGCCGCCACCAGAUGCGCCCCCUCGUAUGCGAUACGAAAACACCUCAAGGAGGACAUACUGAUGGACAAAAUGACAAAACUCCAGUUUCUCAUGUCCACAGAAGCACUGGCGAAGGGGUGGAUCGUUGCGAUACCUGAUUUCGAAGGCCCCAAUGCGGCGUACAUGGCAAACGUCAAAGCCGGAUACGCUGUACUUGACGGUAUACGGGCUGUGCUGUCGUCUACUAGCUUCACGAACGUCUCAUCCUCCGCCGCGAUCGCCAUGUGGGGAUACUCUGGUGGAAGUCUGGCGACGGGUCUCGCGGCGGAACUGCAGCCUCUGUAUGCUCCAGAGCUGAAAAUCUCCGGAACUGCGCUGGGGGGCACGGUAUGGCGGACGCCGACUAUUCCUAACCGGGUUAACAAGAAGGCGUCGGCCGGACUGCUUGUCGCGGCCAUGCAUGGGCUUGCGAAUGAGUACCCCGAGGUUGCGUCGUUGAUUAGAGAAGGUCUCGUUGAUGACGCGAAGAAAAGAGAGAAGUUUAUGAAGGCGGGUGAUCAGUGCUUGCUUGAAUAUCUGGUCGAGUUUGCACACAACGACGUAUUCAGCUAUUUCAAGGACCCCCAGCUGCCGAAUCAUCCCCUGCUGCGCAGGAUUGAGGCAGCAAAUGAUAUGGGGAAGCACACGCCCACAAUGCCGCUCUUAAUAUACAAGGGGGUCUUGGACGCUGACAGUCCUCUAAAUGAUACGGAGGCGCUUGUGUCUCAGUACUGCGCAGAGGGAGCGACGGUGGAUUUACGAGAAGUCACCACCCAUAAUCAUUUCUUACUGGGCGUUGAUGGGUUUCUGGCGGCUAUUCCAUGGCUGGAGGACAGACUUGAGGGUGUCCCAGUAGAGCACGAGUGCAAGAUGUCCAAGAGCCCUGUUCCGUUAUCUGAUUCUGGAUCUUUGGAGGCUCUGUUGGGCACAGUGGGUGUAGAUAUUGGGGAUGUACUCGGAACUAUCCUGAAUUUAUGA
Aspergillus terreus NIH2624 is the source of this 1998-nucleotide messenger RNA. RefSeq lists its product as uncharacterized. The transcript is spliced from 3 exons. The coding region runs from base 1 to 1998 and encodes 665 amino acids. Gene Ontology annotation, biological process: lipid catabolic process. NCBI's taxonomy places the organism in Eukaryota, Fungi, Ascomycota, Eurotiomycetes, Eurotiales, Aspergillaceae. Gene Ontology annotation, molecular function: triacylglycerol lipase activity. The record is from RefSeq and is a predicted model, not a curated record.